AUGUACAUGUACCACAAAUAUACCUGGCACCCUUGGAAGUCAGAAGAGGGCAUUGGAUCCCCUGACGGGGGGAGCAGUGAACAGAGGCAGGUGUCCCCACCAUGGCUUGUACAUGUAAAAAUCGGGACCCACCUCUGGAUCCGAAGCCUCAUGGCCCGACAGUACCUGGCAGAGUUUCUGGGUGUGUUUGUGCUAGUGGUAGGAGCCCACCUAAACCCAGCCUUCUCUCUGGCCAUGUGCUUGGGGGCCCACGCCCCCCUCCCCUGGGCCACGGUCCCCAUUUGCUGCUUUGUGUAACUGUUGUGUGCUUCUGUGCCUCAGGCCUCAGGAGCUCUCUACAUUCUCUCCCGUGAUGCCCUCCAGCACUACACAGGCGGGAACCUGACAGUGACUGGUCCCAAAGAGACAGCCUCCAUUUUUGCCGUGCCCUUCCCCCAUCUGUCCCUGAUCAAUGGCUUCUUGGAUCAGAUUUUGGGUGGGAUGCUGAUUGUGGGGCUGUCAGUGAUCCCAGACAGACGGAAUAAAGGGCCUGCAGGGAUCGAGCCUGUGGUGGUGGGACUGCUGGUGCUUGCCAUCGGACUAGCCAUGGAUGCUAACUGUGGUUUUCCGCUCCACCCUGUCCAGGACCUGGGCCCACGGCUCUUCACCUACUUUGCUGGCUGGGGCUCUGAGGUCUUCAGUAGGAGACAGGCUGGGAAUGGCUGGUGGUGGGUGCCUGUGGUGGCUCCUAUGCUGGGAUCCACUCUCGGCACAGCCACAUCCCAGCUCCUGGUGGCUCUGCACCUCCCUGAGGACCCAGAGCCAGUUCAAAGGUGGGUAGCAGCUCAGCUUGAGGCUUCAGAUGUGGGAACUCCAGCUCAGCUGGAGUGUAAGCUGUGAUGAUUGCCAACCUUAUCUCACUCUGCAAAAGCACCAUGACCUGUCAAGCUUGCAAGACAGAUAUUCUCUGU
Messenger RNA from Peromyscus maniculatus bairdii (prairie deer mouse), 950 nucleotides. NCBI's taxonomy places the organism in Eukaryota, Metazoa, Chordata, Mammalia, Rodentia, Cricetidae. The record is from RefSeq and is a predicted model, not a curated record.